AAAAUAUGUCUAUAUACACAGCGUUGCAUAAUGUCCCAGUGUUACAAAUGGAUGAUCUCUUAUUUCAUAUCGGAUUUACGUUCAGCAGUUCUCCAGCAUAUGUUUGGUGAUAAAACCGUGAGAAAGUCAUACGGAAGAUGUUCCGAUUGUAUUUGUACAUUUACACCAAUAAUGGUUCCCCCUAUCCAAGUACCGACCUUGACAAGCAAUGUAACAGUCGAAUGUGAUGCCGUAGAGGAGAGACUGACAGAGCUCAUAUUGUGCAUCCACUGUAAAACACGAAACAAAGAAGUUAUUUACAUUCCAUGUGGACAUUUUUUAUAUUGUACAAUCUGUGACAAUCUAAAGUAUCACAGAAACUGCCCUUUGUGUCAUGCCAAAAUUUGAGCGUCAGUCCGUGAGGGGCAAUAGUUUAAAUGUGCCAUUUUGGUAUCAGUGAGUGAUACAAUUUUUUUCUUCGUAGGUUCAUACAGAUGCUUGUUUAGUCUAGACAUUCAUUCUGACUUUCAUUUUGUAUAUACAUGCAUUUUAUUCGUUAUGUACCACAAUAAUUGUGAAUGUUGAACAAUGGUGUGAACAAUUAAUGUUACUUUAUUGUCUAAAUAACCGCUUUUUAAAGAUUAUUUCAUGGCUUGGGGAGAUAUUGUGAUUGAAGUAAACGUCAGUUUGAUCAUAUUAAGAUUUGCCGCUGUUUUAUCGUGUAUGAAAGCAUUCCAGAGCCGUCUGAUACGUAUUUUGGAAGGUAUAUGUAUGUUUAGAUAAUACUAUAAUAUUAAGAGGCAUGCAUUUAUAUAAAUGUCGCAGGCCGAGAGCUAACUCGGAAAUCCAUGAAUUCAUAAAAGAGCUAUUGCUGGAAAACACGUUUUUGGACAAUUAUUUUACAUUAUUAAUCUCUUUAAGUGUUUUUGAAUUAGAUACAUGUCAAGAAAAUUGUCUCACUUGACUGGAAAACGUCAUUCUGUGUCUGUGCUUGUGACAGUGUCAUAGAAAUAUGAGAGAA
Molecule: messenger RNA, 1000 nt
Organism: Mercenaria mercenaria
Lineage: Eukaryota; Metazoa; Mollusca; Bivalvia; Venerida; Veneridae
Product: baculoviral IAP repeat-containing protein 7-B-like
Exons: 3
Coding region: 31-387 (118 amino acids)
Source: RefSeq, a predicted model, not a curated record